Molecule: messenger RNA, 2591 nt
Organism: Silurus meridionalis
Lineage: Eukaryota; Metazoa; Chordata; Actinopteri; Siluriformes; Siluridae
Product: probable ATP-dependent RNA helicase ddx6
Exons: 13
Coding region: 975-2423 (482 amino acids)
Biological process (GO): cytoplasmic stress granule assembly; P-body assembly
Cellular component (GO): P-body; cytoplasmic stress granule
Molecular function (GO): RNA helicase activity; mRNA binding; ATP binding
Source: RefSeq, a predicted model, not a curated record
CUUUUACUCGGCAAGGAGCAGCGACUACGAGAGAGUGUGUUUGAGGUCGACCAUGUUGUUAAGAAGCACAACAAAAGACGAGUGGAUUUAAAGUGAAUUCAGUUCUCUUUUUUUAUAUAAAAAAAAAAAGCGUCGUUCUUGACCUGCUUAAACAGAGCAAUUCAUCCGCAGGGAGAGUAAAGGGUCUGCUAGGAAGACCCCCAAUGUAAAAAAAAUAAAAAAAAAAAAAAAAAAAAAAAAAAAUAACAAAACAAAAAAAAAGACACUUCCGUACACGCUAAAGAAGCAGGAUCGCUGGAGCACUGUGCGGAAACCAUAACGUUUCGGACGUCUCCGUGGAGUGCUGCUUUAUGGGUUUUGAACUGCCAGAGAGACCAUAUUCCUACAGAUAACGUUCAAAACUGGAUGUUGCAUUGAAUCGCCAUAACCAAGGAUUAACUUUUUUUUGUUCUUGGGGACGAUAAUCGUGACACACACUGCACAAGAAAGCCCACCUGAUCCAGUACAUAGAUAUACAGGACUACAGAAAAUUCAGCGGCAGAAAAAAAGCACAAUUUUGAACUUCCCGAAAAGAAGAGAAGCAUUUUUCGCUGUUCUGUCGCAGGACUCGUACUUCCUUCAUCCUGCAGGCGUAUAAUUUUCUAUACUGCGAGCAGGUGUAUUAUAUUUAUGCAUAUAAAUGGUUAUUUCUCUUCAUCUGGAAGAGCUUUUGCGUCAAACCUAUUCCUGUGACGUCAGUGACUCUCGUUUGAGGAGUUGCACUGUCCGUGUAUAUAGAAGUGUAUAUUUGUAAAUGUUAAACAAACUUAAUUGAGAUUAUAUUCUACUAUUUGUAAAUGUUUUAUUAGAACUUUUUAUAGACCAGUUAUAAAAAAAAAACGGGAAAAAAAAACCAUUUAAAAAGACAAAAAAAGUGGUAAAGAAUUAACUGGUGAACUUUUGGUACAAGUCAACAAAGACGACGAGGAGACUUCAUGGCUACUGCAAAGAUGGAGAACGUUGGUCCUGUGGUAAUGGGGCUCGGCAAGCAGAACGGGCAGCUCAGAGGACUGAACUCUCAAUCAGGACCCAAUGUUCAGGGCAAUCCAUUUGCAAGAGUUUCAACUGGAGGCCAAAAACCUGCUGCAGACUCGCAGGAUGGACCUGGAAUCAGGUUUGGUGAAGACUGGAAAAAGAGCCUGCAGCUUCCACCCAAAGAUCACAGAGUGAAAACUUCAGAUGUGACUUCUACAAAGGGCAAUGAGUUUGAAGACUACUGCUUAAAGAGGGAGCUGCUCAUGGGGAUCUUUGAAAUGGGUUGGGAGAAACCUUCCCCAGUCCAGGAGGAAAGCAUCCCCAUUGCGCUGUCUGGCCGUGACAUCCUGGCUCGUGCCAAAAACGGGACAGGAAAGAGUGGCGCGUACCUGAUCCCCAUGCUGGAGAGGAUAGACCUGAAGAAAGACUACAUUCAGGCUAUAGUAAUGGUGCCCACUCGUGAGCUUGCACUACAAGUCAGCCAGAUCAGCAUUGAGCUCAGUAAGCAUCUCGGUGGUGUCAAAGUCAUGGCCACUACCGGCGGUACAAACCUACGAGAUGACAUCAUGCGUCUGGAUGAGACUGUGCAUGUGAUCAUAGCUACACCUGGCAGGAUACUGGACUUGAUGAAGAAGGGUGUAGCAAAAGUGGAUAAAGUUCAGAUUAUGGUAAUGGAUGAGGCUGACAAGCUGCUCUCCCAGGACUUUGUUAUACUCAUUGAGGAUAUCAUCAGCUUCCUAGAUAGAAAACGACAGAUUCUGUUGUAUUCUGCCACCUUUCCCAGCAGUGUGCAGAAAUUCAUGAUGAAGCAUCUGAAGAAGCCCUAUGAGAUUAAUCUGAUGGAAGAACUUACACUGAAGGGCAUCACGCAGUACUACGCAUAUGUUACUGAGAGGCAGAAGGUGCACUGCCUCAACACACUCUUCUCCAGGCUGCAAAUCAAUCAGUCCAUCAUUUUUUGCAACUCGACCCAGAGAGUGGAACUGCUGGCCAAGAAAAUUACCCAACUGGGCUACUCUUGUUUCUACAUCCAUGCCAAGAUGAUGCAGGAGUACCGGAACCGUGUUUUCCACGACUUCCGAAAUGGGUUGUGCAGAAAUCUGGUCUGUACAGAUUUGUUCACGAGAGGUAUCGACAUCCAGGCGGUGAACGUGGUCAUCAACUUCGACUUUCCGAAGACUGCAGAGACGUAUCUGCACCGCAUCGGGCGCUCAGGGAGGUUCGGCCACCUGGGUCUGGCCAUUAACUUGAUCACAGCCGAGGAUCGUUUCAACCUGAAAGCCAUCGAGGACCAGCUGGUGACCGAUAUCAAGCCCAUCCCUGGCAGCAUCGAUAAAAGUUUGUACGUGGCCGAGUUCCACUCGGCAAACGACGAUGCAGAGGAGCAGGAGACACCUGAAGACCCCUAAAGUACCACCAGAACUGGACAAGUCAGUGCCACAACGAAGCUGCAUGGAAAGUGUUGAAUGAAUGGAGGAAUUUAUUUGUUUUUUGCCGUGUGUGUGUGUGUGUGUGAGAGCACAGUCUAAUAUAGGUGAAGUACUUUACAUUUUCAGUUAAGCUGUAUGAAUCUUUGC